AAAUUUGUGGGGAGGUGAAGUUGGAUAGUGGGGGAGCGGCCGCAAUCAGAGACCGCGCCCAUAUAACGGUGUAAAGAGGCCCUUCCCCUCCUUUGAUUCUUGUCUUUUAAGAGGCCGUAUAAUUUCGGGCUGGAUAAUGAUGUUAUAGCUUUAAGUGAUGGGAAGGAGCGGGAAAAAAGAGGAGGUGAUGUGAUCGCUGACAUGGAUGUGAUGGUUUGCAUGUGUGAAACUGCCACCACCAACUGAAUGCCACAAGUAGAACUCUUGUAGUCUCUCAGACACAUUUUGUUCCAAUAGAAGCGCUUUGCAUAAUCACCCUGGAGUCAUCAAGUGAUGAAAUUCUGAGUGAUGUUCAUGAAUCAGUGGCAGUCCAAUAUCUCAGAGAAGAGGCCAGAUCUCCUGCUCCCCUGGUGCAUUCAGUAAAGCUGCCCAAUUUCCCUGCUUUUAAAAGGUUGAUAGAAAUAUCUGUUGGCUAUAGGUUUCUUGAAGAAGAUGAAUUUGUCUGAGAUUUGUGAUAAUGCUAAAAAAGGAAGGGAAUAUGCACUUCUCGGAAACUACGACUCUUCAAUGGUUUACUACCAAGGUGUCAUCCAGCAAAUUCAAAGACACUGUCAAUCCAUCAGAGACCCAGCUCUGAAGGGCAAAUGGCAACAGGUUCGGCAGGAAUUAUUGGGAGAAUAUGAGCAAGUUAAGAGCAUUGUCAACACUUUAGAGAGUUUUAAAAUAGACAAACCUACGGAUAUUCCUGUAUCUUAUCAAGAUGAACAUUUUAGGGAUCCAACUGUUUGGCCACCUCCUGUUCCAGCUGAGCACAGAGCCCCACCUCAAAUAAAACGACCUAAUCGAGAAGUGAAGCCUCUGAGAAGAGAAUCACCAGGAUUGCAGCGGGGACCCGUGGGCAGAGCUCAACCAAUAUCAAAAAGUGACAAACCUGCCAGCAGCCGAGAGAGGGAAUGUAGAGUAAAAGGAAAAGAUGAAAAGGGAAAGAAGAUCCCCCAGGAUGGUGCUGGUGAUGGUGAAAUUCAGAAGUUUGAUGGAGCAGGAUAUGACAAAGAUCUGGUUGAAGCUCUUGAAAGAGACAUCGUGUCAAGGAAUCUAAGUAUUCAUUGGGAUGAUAUAGCAGAUUUGGAAGAAGCCAAAAAGUUAUUAAGGGAAGCAGUUGUUCUUCCAAUGUGGAUGCCGGAUUUUUUCAAGGGGAUCAGGCGACCUUGGAAGGGAGUACUGAUGGUUGGCCCUCCUGGGACUGGUAAAACCAUGCUAGCAAAAGCUGUCGCUACAGAGUGUGGAACAACCUUCUUCAAUGUUUCUUCCUCCACUCUGACAUCAAAGUAUCGAGGGGAGUCUGAAAAAUUAGUCCGCUUGUUGUUUGAAAUGGCCCGCUUUUAUGCACCCACAACCAUUUUCAUUGAUGAAAUAGACUCUAUUUGUAGCCGCAGAGGCACCUCCGACGAACAUGAGGCAAGCCGCCGGGUCAAGUCUGAGCUUCUUGUUCAGAUGGAUGGAGUAGGUGGAGCUCUGGAGAACGACGACCCUUCGAGAAUGGUGAUGGUGCUAGCUGCUACAAAUUUUCCCUGGGACAUUGACGAAGCUUUGAGAAGGAGGCUAGAGAAAAGGAUUUAUAUACCAUUGCCAACAGCGAAAGGCCGAGCAGAGCUGCUUAAGAUUAAUCUUCGGGAAGUAGAACUGGAUCCUGACAUCAGCCUGGAAGAAAUUGCUGAGAAGAUAGAAGGCUACUCUGGUGCUGAUAUUACUAAUGUUUGCAGGGAUGCUUCCUUGAUGGCAAUGAGGAGGCGCAUUAAUGGCUUAUCACCAGAAGAGAUCCGUGCAUUAUCUAAAGAAGAGCUUCAAAUGCCUGUUACCAAGGGUGACUUUGACCUAGCUCUGAAGAAAAUCUCCAAAUCUGUUUCAGCUGCAGAUCUGGAGAAAUAUGAGAAGUGGAUGUCAGAAUUUGGAUCUGCUUAACCACAUAGGCAUCAUUUCACAAGGAAUUUUAGCUUUUCAGUUAUAAAAUGUUACAAGGACUUAGAAAACUUAUGGCUUGAGUUUUUUCUAUGGACAAGGACCCCUUUUAAACUUUUUUUUGCACUUUAAAGGGAAUGAAAUAAAAUGUUACACAAUCAGA
Rhineura floridana is the source of this 2122-nucleotide messenger RNA. It is a transcript of the gene KATNAL1, whose product is annotated as katanin catalytic subunit A1 like 1. Gene Ontology annotation, molecular function: microtubule binding; microtubule severing ATPase activity; ATP hydrolysis activity. The record is from RefSeq and is a predicted model, not a curated record. Gene Ontology annotation, cellular component: microtubule; microtubule cytoskeleton. NCBI's taxonomy places the organism in Eukaryota, Metazoa, Chordata, Lepidosauria, Squamata, Rhineuridae. The transcript has 13 exons. Gene Ontology annotation, biological process: microtubule severing. Bases 493 to 1962 code for a protein of 489 amino acids.